Molecule: messenger RNA, 1649 nt
Organism: Capsicum annuum
Lineage: Eukaryota; Viridiplantae; Streptophyta; Magnoliopsida; Solanales; Solanaceae
Product: RGG repeats nuclear RNA binding protein A
Exons: 7
Coding region: 238-1350 (370 amino acids)
Cellular component (GO): cytoplasm; nucleus
Molecular function (GO): RNA binding
Source: RefSeq, a predicted model, not a curated record
AUAUUAUUUUAUACAUUUAACCUUCCUUCAUAAAGGAUUCUCCCUUGUCUAGGGUUUUCAACAUUAGCUUCUUUCACUUCACUCAAUUUUUUUCUGCCGCAUUUUUCACAUAAAGCUUUCGACUUUCCAAUACCCAUUUUCAUGGAUUUCAAAUUUUAGAUUUUUUUUUUUUUUUUAAAUUUCAAGAAUCAAAAAAGGUUGAAUCUUGUUGUAUUUUUGUAAUUUGAGAUUUCAAGAAUGGCGACAGUGAAUCCAUUUGACCUUCUUGAUGGUGAUGCUGAGGACCCAAGUUUGUUUAUUGCUGUACAGCAGAAGAAACAGGCUGCUGCUGUUGCUCCUGCUGCUAAGAAAAGUGGUCCAGUUAAGGGUCAAGCUCAACCUGCUAAGGCUGUUGCUAAGUUGCCUACUAAGCCGCUUCCUCCUUCUGAAGCUGUGAAGGAGUCCAGGUAUGAAGGCCAACGAGGAGGCGGCCGUGGGGGUCCACGUGGAGGAGGCCGUGGUCGCGGACGGGGACGUGGAUUUAACCAGGAUUUUGCUGACGGUGACAAUACUUUUAGCAGCAACAAUGGUUUUUCUGGAGGGUAUAGAGCUCCAGAAGAUGGGGAGUCUGGAAGGCCGUUUGAGAGGAGAGGUGGUGGAUAUGGUGGCCCUCGUGGAGGGUUCCGUGGGGGACGCCGAGGCGGCUUUAGUAAUGAUGAAGGCGCAGAUGGUGAUCGCCCUCGCAGAGUAUUUGAACGACGAAGUGGAACGGGAUAUGGGAAUGACUUCAAACGGGAGGGAGCUGGUCGAGGGAACUGGGGAACGCCCACAGAUGAGAUUGCACCGGAGACAGAGGAGCCUGUUAAUGAAGGAGAGAAGAUAGUUGAUUCUGAGAAACAAGCUGGACAGGAAGAUGCUGGAGAUGCCAAUAAGGAUACUCCUGCUGCUGAGACUGAAGAGAAGGAGCCGGAGGAGAAAGAAAUGACCCUCGAGGAGUAUGAGAAAGUAAGAGAGGAGAAGAGGAAGGCUUUGCUGGCUCUGAAGCCUGAAGAAAGAAAGGUUAAUUUGGACAAGGAAUUUGAAUCGAUGCAACUCCUAUCAAACAAGAAGAAUGAUGAUGAAGUUUUCGUCAAAUUGGUCUCCGAGAAGGAUAAGCGGAAAGAGGCAGUUGAAAAGGCCAAGAAGACCCAAAGCAUAACUGAGUUCCUGAAGCCUGCUGAUGGGGAAAGUUACUAUCGCGGUGGUCGUGGUAGGGGCGGCCGUGGUGGCCGUGGAAGAGGUGGCUUUGGAGGUAAUGGCGGUAGCAACUACAGUGCUCCAGCCCCUAAGAUUGAGGAUGUAGGCCAGUUCCCAUCCUUGGGUGGCAAGUAAGGCUGCUGCAGGACCUGCCAUCUGAGCUCUUUCAACAUUUUUGUGCUCGACGAUGGCCUGUCAUCACUAUCUCCAAACUCUUUUGGGGGAUUUCAUGUAUUAGAUCAUCUGAACUUUAUUGUUCUUGUUUUAAGAGUGUAAAUUUAGAUGUCUUAUGGGGGUUUUACACCCUUUUGUCUUUCUUGACUUUCGACAUGCAUGAAUACCCUUUCCCUUCAUAAUUAGGCUUUUUAGAUCCAUUUUUGAUUUAGUUGUGGGAUCAGUUUUGUUUUUUAUUGAAAACAAUUUUGUUCCUUUGA